This is a messenger RNA of Nematostella vectensis (starlet sea anemone), 2660 nucleotides long. RefSeq names its product E3 ubiquitin-protein ligase RNF14. Gene Ontology annotation, molecular function: ubiquitin protein ligase activity; zinc ion binding; ubiquitin conjugating enzyme binding. The record is from RefSeq and is a predicted model, not a curated record. Gene Ontology annotation, cellular component: cytoplasm; ubiquitin ligase complex. The transcript has 2 exons. The coding region runs from base 18 to 1436 and encodes 472 amino acids. Lineage: Eukaryota; Metazoa; Cnidaria; Anthozoa; Actiniaria; Edwardsiidae. Gene Ontology annotation, biological process: ubiquitin-dependent protein catabolic process; protein polyubiquitination; positive regulation of proteasomal ubiquitin-dependent protein catabolic process.
CAUCCCAAUCAUCCAAGAUGGCGGACGCGGACGCCCAAGAGGAUGAACUUCUAGCUUUAGCGUCAAUCUACGAUGAACGGACUUUCACGCACUCUUCAGAAGAAAAGGGUGGCCAGUUCAACGUCUUUCUAGACCUACCAGACCACUUUCAGAUCAGGGUUCACUCUGCACAUAUGCCGAAAUCGUCGAGGAGUAAAACCCAGGAGGACUCUGCUGCCUCGGCGUCUAGCGAAAAGGACGGGUUCGAAUGCAUAGAUCUCAAGUACUUACCGCCUAUCGUUCUUAACUUCGUGAUGCCUGAGAAUUACCCAUCUAUUCAGCCACCAGAAUACACUCUUUCCUGCAAAUGGCUAACCAGACAGCAGCUAUCCAAGCUAUGCAAAGAUCUUGAUGAGAUCUGGACUGAUCAGGGAGUGGGGGAUGUCAUCAUUUUUCGCUGGACUCAGUUCUUGAUGGAUGAGGCAUUAGAAGUGUUGAAUAUAAAAAGCCCCAUGACGGUGCGCUUCCAUAGACAGCAAAGCAUUCCUUUAGACUCAUCCCUGGUAGACAAGCGAGCAGUGCAAGAUGUUGCCUCAUACUCAUUACUAAUUGCGUCAAUCUUAGAGUAUGAAAAACAAGAGAAAGCAAGAGUCUUUGAUACAAGUUACUUCACUUGCGAUGUGUGCUUCAGUGAAAAACCUGGCUCCAUGUGCUUGGCAUUUCAUAAUUGCGGUCAUGUCUUUUGCUGUGAAUGCAUGACUGGGUAUUUUACAGUGCAGAUCAAUGAUGGGUCUGUCAAGGCUCUCACUUGUCCUACAUCAAAAUGUGAGUCACAAGCUCUUCCGUCACAAGUAAAGAGGGUAGUCUCUGAAGAAACAUUUGCUAAGUAUGAUAAGUUCUUGCUUCAAUCCAGUCUAGAUGGUAUGUCAGACAUAACCUACUGCCCUCGCCCUGAUUGCCAAUCCCCCGUCUUGGUGGACAGUGAGUCUACAAUAGGGUUAUGCCCUGCUUGCUCCUUUGCCUUCUGCAAAAUCUGUCGACUGGGUUAUCAUGGAGUAUCCCCCUGCUCCAUCAAAAAUUCUGAAUUCAGAAAGCUAAGAACAGAAUAUCUCAAAGCUACAGAAGAAGAGAGGGCCUUGUUAGACCAACGUUAUGGCCGGGACAGAUUAAAGAAGGUUUUUGAGGAAGUUGUUUCAGAGGACUGGGUGAAGUCCAAUUGCACCAAAUGUCCAAGCUGUAGUUACCAAAUUCAAAAGUUUGAUGGAUGCAAUAAGAUGACUUGCAUCAAAUGCAGGGCAAACUUCUGCUGGCUGUGUCGGAGUAUUCUCCUGACAACAAAUCCCUACCUCCAUUUUAACAAACUGGGAAGCCAGUGUUUUGGUAGACUGCUUGAAGGUGUUGAUUUGGCUCUUGAUGAAGAUGAUGAUGAUUGGUUUGAUGACUUUGAUGAGUUCUGAAAAACUGAAUUCUUUCAAUCAAGGUUUCUACAAUUUGGUAUCUAAUUUAAAUUUUGUAAGCUCAGGGAGAAAAAGAAAUAAUGCAUGGAGUUCUACAGAAAUUCAAAAGGGGUAAUGCAAGGAAUGUUCACAGCCAUAUUUCUCAAAUAUAUCUUUUGGAGAAAUUGUGAGAUCUUCAAAUCUUUGUGGUGAUGAUGAAGAAAAUGAAGGCAAUAAGUAUUUGAAUUAUGGUACAAUCGGACUAACAAUAGCAGAAAGUAUAUGAAGAGCAAAAAGGCUGGAACUGUUUCCUUAGAUUUUACACAAAAGCCCUGCAAGGAAACUCAGUCAGCUUACUCAGCUACAAGGUAGGCCAGGGGGAGGUAAGAUAAUGUUAUAUUAACACGACAUUGAUAGCUAUAAGUAAGUUGCAAUGUAAAGUAGAGGACAACAGGUCAAUAGGCUGGAUUGGGGUGAGGGGGGAUGGGGGUGAGGAAACAAUUUUUAAGGCUCCUCAUUAAAAAGUCCAAAUAUAACAUACUGUAGUCAUUAGAAGCCACAUUCCAUUUAGCUGUGAAGGAUAUUCUUUAGUUGAACUCAUCUUAGCUUGAGCUUGAAUAGCCUGAAUAGCCAUGAUAUUGGACAGUAUAAAAGGCUUAUAUGAGGGGUAUUGUUUACAGAGUGCAGAUUUGGCAUAGCUUAUAAACACAGGCAAUUACAGGCAAUGGAGGACGCUACAAUGAAGGACUAAUUACCACAGAAUAAAGAAAUAUCAAUGGGAGAUCAAUUUAGAGUUUUCUUAUGUACUCUUUUGUUUCCUACAUUUGUGUGGUUGAGUUAUAAGAGGGACUGUUAAAUAUUUGAGAGAGUAGGGGAUUACAGCAUCAAUCACCAAAAACAUAUACAUAAUUAGAUAUUAGAAUAAGGACUAGAAUAAUCACCUAAUUACCGUAUUACUGGCAUAUUAUGCGCACCUGCAUAUAAUCUGCACCCCAAUUUUCAAGGCCUUUUUCAAAAAAAAAAAUCGAAAACCCGCGUAUAAUACGCACCCUAGAAACAGCAAGAAAAUGAGAAAAGAUGGAAUUCUUGAUCAAUUUUGCAAUAUAAAUAAUUAUAUAAAUGAAAAAUGUAUGUCAUUUAAAAUAAACGUGAAAGUGAAGGUGAUAUCGCGAAAAACUACAAUGACCAGAAGCUGUACAGAACAUACAAAUAUUUAAAAUAGUGAAUAAAUAUUGCUUGCGUGAU